Molecule: messenger RNA, 3233 nt
Organism: Ricinus communis (castor bean)
Lineage: Eukaryota; Viridiplantae; Streptophyta; Magnoliopsida; Malpighiales; Euphorbiaceae
Product: kinesin-like protein KIN-UB
Exons: 19
Coding region: 205-2895 (896 amino acids)
Biological process (GO): microtubule-based movement
Molecular function (GO): ATP binding; microtubule motor activity; microtubule binding
Source: RefSeq, a predicted model, not a curated record
UGGGACCAUAUAUUUUGGCAAUCAUCAUUCAUCACUUUUGUUUGAACUUGGAAUCCACUGAAAAAUCCCCAAAUCUAGCAGAGCAUCACUCUCUUUUCUCUUUCUUUAAUUCCAAACACUUGUUUGUUACUUGUUAGUGACAAUACCAUAAUCUUUAAACGAUACACGAAUAGCACAAGACACAAUAAAGCGAGUUAAAUAAUAAUGGCGUCCAGUGCUUAUAGAAAUGGCACUGCGAAAGGAGCACCGAAGCCUCUUUCUUCAAAUCUCAAAUCUUCUUCUUUUAAGUCCAGACACUCACAGGGAUCCGUCAUCCGCCGCAGCACUCCCGCUUCUUUCUCUCCCAACGCCGGAGACGAUGGAGUACCUGGAAGAGUUCGAGUCGCAGUAAGAUUGCGGCCACGAAAUGCAGAAGAGUUGAUGGCAGAUGCUGAUUUUGCUGAUUGUGUUGAAUUGCAGCCAGAGCUUAAGAGACUAAAAUUAAGAAAAAACAAUUGGGACGCCGACACUUAUGAGUUCGAUGAGGUGCUUACUGAAUUUGCAUCGCAGAAACGUGUCUAUGAAGUUGUUGCUAAGCCUGUUGUUGAGAGUGUUUUAGAUGGUUAUAAUGGGACUGUGAUGGCAUAUGGUCAGACCGGGACUGGGAAAACUUUUACUGUUGGACACCUGGGAGGCAAUGAUACAUCUGCCCGUGGGAUCAUGGUUCGAGCAAUGGAGGAUAUUCUAGCAGAUGUAUCUUUGGAUACAGAUUCAGUGUCGCUCUCAUAUUUGCAGCUUUAUAUGGAGACCAUCCAGGACCUUCUAGAUCCAGUUAAUGAUAAUAUCACCAUUCUGGAGGAUCCGAAAACUGGUGAUGUCUCGUUACCUGGGGCAACUCUUGUAGAAAUUAGGGACCAACAGAACUUUGUGGAGCUCCUAAGAUUAGGAGAAGCACACAGAGUUGCUGCUAAUACAAAAUUGAAUACUGAAUCUUCUCGCAGUCAUGCUAUUCUAAUGGUUCAUGUUAAGAGGUCUGUUGCAGGACGAGAAGAUGCUCUUUUAAAUGGAAUUGACGAUUCCUCUCACUUGGUAAAACCUGUGAGACCGCUUGUUCGGAAGAGCAAGCUCGUUCUGGUUGAUCUGGCAGGUUCAGAACGUGUUCAUAAGUCAGGAAGUGAGGGUCAUAUGCUAGAAGAAGCUAAAUCUAUCAAUCUCUCACUCAGUGCAUUAGGAAAGUGCAUAAACGCACUGGCAGAGAACAGCGCUCAUGUGCCAGUUCGUGAUUCAAAGCUUACUAGAUUGCUUAAAGAUUCAUUUGGAGGCACAGCAAGAACUUCGUUAAUUGUGACAAUUGGACCAUCACCACGCCAUCGAGGAGAGACUACAAGCACUAUAUUGUUUGGACAAAGGGCUAUGAAGGUAGAGAAUAUGUUAAAAAUAAAGGAAGAGUUUGAUUACAAAAGUUUAUCUCGCAAGCUUGAAAUACAAGUGGACAAGCUCAUUGCAGAAAAUGAAAGGCAACAGAAGGCUUUUGAUGAUGAAAUUGAAAAAAUAAAUCAAGAAGCAGAAAAUCGAAUUGCUGAGGUUGAGAGGAGCUUCGCUGAAGCCUUAGAGAAAGAGAGACUAAAGUGCCAGAUGGAAUAUAUGGAAUCAGUCAAGAAGCUAGAGGAAAAAAUGGUGGCUAAUCAGAGAAAGCAUGAUCGUGAUGGCCUUGCCAAUUGUAACAGAGAGGUGCCUAGUGCUUCUGCUUCUGACGAAAUUGCUGAUAUAAAAAGGUUGCUUCAAAAUGAAAUUCAGCUAAGAACGGCAGCUGAAGAGGAGGUCAACAAACUUAAGAGUCAGUUAGAGAAUUUUAUGCAGUCUAUGGCAGGUGGAGAUUCAGAGAUUGUAAAACUUCACAAGACUCUGGAGGAUGAGGCUCAUAAAAAAAAGAAGCUGGAAGAAGAAGUUAUGAUUCUACAAAGUCAGUUACUGCAAUUCACUCUUGAAUCUGAGCAGAAAAGAAGGGUUCUUGAUAGAGGUGGAUCUGGAAAUGCUAAUUCUGGUUUAGAUUCUUUCGUAUCUCAAGUUAGACAUCCCCAAUUCAAAGACUCUGUGAACGGACAAAAGGCACCAAUGUCUUCACUCUUUGAACAAGUUGGAUUACAGAAGAUUUUGUCAUUGCUGGAGUCUGAUGAUGCGACUGUACGAAUUCAUGCAGUAAAAGUGGUAGCUAACCUGGCAGCUGAAGAAGCAAAUCAGCAAAGAAUUGUUGAAGCUGGAGGUCUUACUUCCUUGUUAAUGCUUCUUAGAAGUUUUGAGGAUGAAACUGUUAGGAGAGUUGCAGCUGGUGCUAUUGCCAAUCUUGCAAUGAAUGAAGCUAAUCAAGAGCUUAUUAUGGCUCAAGGCGGGAUCAGUUUAUUAUCUAUGACUGCAGCUGAUGCUGAGGAUCCACAAACUCUUCGAAUGGUGGCUGGAGCUAUUGCAAAUCUUUGUGGAAAUGAUAAGUUACAAAUGCGGCUAAGGUCUGAAGGUGGGAUAAAAGCCUUGCUAGGAAUGGUGAGGUGUGGACAUCCUGAUGUUCUGUCACAGGUUGCACGUGGAAUUGCAAACUUUGCAAAGUGCGAGUCCCGAGCAUCCACACAAGGAAUAAAAGGUGGAAGAUCCCUUCUUAUUGAAGAUGGCGCACUUCCGUGGAUUGUACAAAAUGCUAAUGAUGAAUCUGCACCAAUCAGACGCCAUAUAGAGCUUGCUAUAUGCCACUUGGCACAGCAUGAAGUAAAUGCAAAGGACAUGAUCAGUGGAGGUGCGCUAUGGGAGCUAGUUCGUAUCUCACGGGACUGUUCCCGGGAGGACAUAAGGAGUCUUGCUCAUCGAACUUUGAAUGCGAGCCCUACAUUCAAGGCGGAAAUGAGGCGGUUACGGAUAGAGUGUUGAUUACAGGCCUAAUUUCAGGUAUAGACUAGGAAACUAGGCUCUCAUUCGAAGGAACUUCUCAUUGCGUUUCCAUACUUGAUUGGUCAUGCUAAAUGAGUAGCACAGUGUUUAAGUUGGAAAUGUGCGGCAUCUGAAGGAAUCAACGGCACAAUUGCAAUUUCAUGUAAAGAGGGGAGCUCUGAUUUUGAAAUCUGUAAUAUCUCAUAUCUAUGAGGAGCAUAGCGAUGUUCAUAUAUAUGGGGAGAGGGUUUUGUAGCUGGGCGAAUUGUUUGUAUUCCAUGUCACCAGGCUUGUAAAUUGAUUUGUAGAGGUUAAUUAAUAUGUUGAUUCUCUUUUAA